AAUCAUUAUCGGAUAAUGCCACAACAACCUCAAGGCUCGUCUUGGAGCUGGGCAUUGGGGGCUUGGGAGUUGGGAAUGCUACUUUAUCCUAGCAAUCUGACAUAGGGAUAGUUGAUGCAUGUCACUGCUACUGGAAUCACCGAACCAUGGCCCCACCAAUCUGACAUAGGGAGUAGGGAAUCCUACUUUAUCUUUAUAUUCUAAAACUUUCAUUCUAUGUUCUAAAGUUUACCUUCUAGUUUUAAAUUUUACUUUUUAUGUUCUAAUGUUUACUUUCAUUGUAUGUUCUAAAGUUGACCUUCUAGUUUAAUUUUUUCACUUUAUUCUAAAUUUUAUUAUGUAUGUUAUAAAGUAAUUCACUAUGUUCUAAAGCAAUAUGUUAUAAGUAUGUCCCUAAUUUACUAUGUUCUAAAGUUUAUCCUUGAUGUUCUAAAGUUUUCUCUGUAUGUUCUAAAGUUUUCUAUGUAUCUUUCUCUUUAUAUUAUAAAGUUUUUUUUAUGUUCUAAUGUUUUCUUCAUAUUCUAGGACUUUCAUUGUAUGUUCUAAUGUUUACUUUCAUGUUCUAAUGCAGUUGGUGAUAUUUAUCGUACUCCAGAGGUUGUUGGAUCAUUUAGCCCUGGUGGUACCACUAAGGAAUGGAUUCCAAGUGUUCCCGAGGAGUUAAAACCCAGUUUGGGGAUGAUAUUUAAAGAUCCUGAAGAGGGUCUUAGUUUUUAUAAAGCAUAUGCAAAUGCCGCUGGGUUUACUUCUAGGAAAUCUACUACUAAAAGGAAGAAGAAUAACAAAGAUAUAAUUGCUUUUCAAUAUGGAGUUUGCAAUAAGGAAGGUUUUAGGGCAAUAAGAAAACCUAUUGCUCAACAAACAGUUUAUGAAGAAGGAAAAGUUCGUAUUACUAGGAAACGUUUAGUCACUCGUGUAGGAUGCAAUGCUCACAUAUGUAUGAGAUAUGAUGCUGGAAAGUAUGUUGUAACUCAUUUCAAAGAAGAACAUAAUCAUCCUUUAUAUACUCCAAGUUGUGUAAAAUUUCAGAAGGAUAAUAGAAAAAUGCAUAUUAUGCAUAAAAAGUUGAUUGUUGAUAAUUCAAAGGUAAAUGUUGGUCCUGUGAGGUCUUAUACUAUGAUGAAAGAAUUAGCUGGAUCACAUGAUAAUGUUGGUGCAUCUAAACAAGAUUUCAAAAAUUUUUAUAGAGAUUUGAAGGCUUUUAUUGAUGGAUCAGAUGCCCAAAUGUUUGUGGAUAAUUUUCAAAAUAAGAAAUUGCUCUGGAGUGCAUUUUUUUUUCCUAUGAUGUUGAUGAAGAAGAUAGACUUUGUAGAGCUUUAUGGGCUGAUCCUAUCUGUCGAAAAAAUUAUGCACUUUUUGGUGAUAUGGUUUCUUUUGAUACCACAUUCAAAACAAACAGGUGAUGUUUUAAAUAUAAAUUUCUUUCAUAAUGUAAUUAAUAUUUUACUUUUACAUAUUAAUUUUUUAAACAUAUGUUCUUAUAUUCUAAAUAUCAUGCCUUGUGUUCCUAAACAAAUAUCCAUCAUGUUUUGAUGUUCUAAACAAAUAUUCUUUAUGUUCUAAACUAUGUAUGCCUUAUGUUCUAAACAUAUAUUGCUAAUGUUCUACCUUAUGCUUUAAAAUAUAUCCAUCAUGCUUUUAUGCUUUAAACAUUAUGCUUUUGUGUUUUACACUUUAUUCUUUGUGUUCUAAACUAAU
This is a messenger RNA of Chenopodium quinoa (quinoa), 1698 nucleotides long. Its product is annotated as protein FAR1-RELATED SEQUENCE 5-like. NCBI's taxonomy places the organism in Eukaryota, Viridiplantae, Streptophyta, Magnoliopsida, Caryophyllales, Amaranthaceae. The record is from RefSeq and is a predicted model, not a curated record. The coding region runs from base 679 to 1533 and encodes 284 amino acids. The transcript has 2 exons.